GUCGAAGGCUGAGAGGGAAGGCGUUCUACUAUGUUGGAGGGAAGGUUUUCUGUGAAGAGGACUUUCUGUACUCUGGUUUCCAGCAGUCUGCAGACAAGUGCAAUGCAUGUGGACAUCUGAUCAUGGACAUGAUCCUGCAGGCCCUCGGGAAGUCGUACCACCCCGGCUGUUUCCGCUGUGUCAUCUGUAAUGAGAGCCUUGAUGGAGUGCCCUUCACUGUGGACACUGAAAAUAAGAUCUACUGUCUCAAAGACUACCACAGGGUCCUGGCGCCUAAAUGUGCAGCCUGUAACCAGCCCAUCUUGCCCUCAGAGGGGUCUGACGAAACCGUUCGUGUUGUAUCCAUGGACAAGGACUAUCACGUGGAAUGCUAUCACUGUGAGGAAUGUAAGAUGGAGCUCAACGACGAGGAGGGUCACCGCUGCUACCCUCUGAACGGCCACCUUCUCUGCCACUCCUGCCACCUGAAGAACAUCGAGCUGGGCUGCUCCUCUUCCAGCGGCGCCUCCUCCUACUAAUGCCUCUGUAGGUGGAGUGAGACACCUGGUGGAUUUACAGAGGAGUUGCCACAAGAGUGUCAGACAGCAGUGGUGGCGAUGUACAAUUCUUGUUGUAGAGGAUUGAUUCAUGCAAUGCAUCAGGUCAUACUUGUGGUUUGAUAUGUAUUUUCACAGGAAUGUUAAUGAAGUUUCCAUUAUGCCUCAUGAGGUUUUGACCCCAUAAUGAAGUCCACCAAAACCUUACUUUGAAUGCAGUGAAGCAUUAUGUUCUAUCUUCUGCAUACAUACUUGGCAGGUGUUGCCAUGUUGUUGUUUUUUAUGUAAAUAUCAGUUGUGUUGGCUGUGUAAAUAUCUGAUAGUCAACUUGUUUUAGAUAUGGUGUACCUUCAACUUCACGUUUGCACUUCAGCUCUGAAUUUAAUUUCAAGAUUGAUUCAUAAAUCAUCUGCCUGAAGGUUCUAAUAAUGAUAAUCAUUUACACAAAAUAUAAUUAAGUCCACUGUUGAAUGUGAGACAAAUCACAGCUACCUAAUGUUUCAGUCGGAGAGAAAGGAUCAUCUGCUGGCUCAUUAACUAAGAUAUUAAUGGAAAUAAUUGGUUUAAUCAUGUGAUAGUCUGGAUGCCUAUAGUGCCUCCACCAUACGUUUCUACAUGCAAUAAUAUCAGUUUGUAUGUAUUUACAUAUGAGUAAUACAUAGAAAGUAACAUUAUUUGAACAUUAUUUUAAAAAGUCAUAGCAUAACAAUAAAUCAUUCUCUUUUCAAUUUGUUAACCAGUUACCACUUUAUAGAAAGGGUUUGUUUUAAUAGCGAUAACCAGAGCCUUGAGUGUUGGUAUUUUUCCAUAUACAAAUUCCAUUAUGCAAUAAAUUAGAUCAAACAAUCAUUUUUAUACACAACCAUUCCAUAGAAAUGUUAAAUAAUGCCAUUGUCCUUGAUGUUGCUACACCUUUGUGUCCUUACCAAUUCACAGCCAUGUAAACAUUUUUAUGACAUUUCUGUCUUGCUUAAAUUUCAGUAAGAAUGCUUAUUUUGUACUUUUCAAGGUUAUACUGUUCUGUAGUAAAUAAACCAAUACGCCAAUAUUUGUCACAUGCAGUCUGCUCCAAGCAGACAGACAGAUUUGCAAACUCUCUAUUUACCGAUGAAGAUGUUGGUAUUAGGCCUGGACAUCUAUGUAUUUUGUUACAAACAUUGUAUAUUUAAAAAAAGAUAUAUAUUGUAGGACUAUAUUCCUUUAUUUGUGUUAAAUUCUUUGCGCAAAACCUCUUAAAUACUAAUCUGAUCUGCAAUGGGAAGUACUGUUUUGAUUGCCUACUUUGCCAUCCUUAUUAUAUUAUUAUAUUAUUCAUGUCUUGAGUUUACUAACUUAAUACUUGUUGCUUGUCAUUUCAGGUCCUUAUUUCAUAGCCAAUUGUAGUUACAAUGAAGAGCAAACAUAUACGUGUGUUGUAUGAUUGCUGUAAAGAAAAUAUUUAAUAAAUGCAUUGCAAUGGG
Messenger RNA from Micropterus dolomieu (smallmouth bass), 1996 nucleotides. RefSeq names its product LIM domain-containing protein 1-like. Lineage: Eukaryota; Metazoa; Chordata; Actinopteri; Centrarchiformes; Centrarchidae. The record is from RefSeq and is a predicted model, not a curated record. Gene Ontology annotation, molecular function: transcription corepressor activity. The annotation marks the transcript as partial. The transcript is spliced from 6 exons. Gene Ontology annotation, cellular component: adherens junction; transcription regulator complex; nucleus. Gene Ontology annotation, biological process: cytoskeleton organization; regulation of DNA-templated transcription; response to hypoxia.